AUGCAGGCGCCAGUAGUGGUUAUGAACACCCAGACCCCGGGCGGGGAGCGACAAUUUGGUCGUAAAGCUCAGAUCUCGAACAUCACAGCAGCAAAGACGGUCGCAGACAUCAUCAGAUCAUGUCUUGGUCCCAAGGCUAUGUUGAAGAUGCUGCUCGACCCCAUGGGCGGCAUCGUCCUCACCAACGACGGUCACGCAAUCCUCCGAGAAAUCGAAGUCGCACACCCCGCAGCCAAGAGCAUGAUCGAACUGAGUCGGACACAAGACGAGGAAGUAGGCGACGGCACGACAACUGUCAUCAUAUUAGCUGGAGAGAUUCUCGCCCAAGCUCUGCCCCAGUUGGAGCGCAACAUCCAUCCCGUUGUCAUCAUCCAGGCUUUCAAGAAGGCUCUUGCGGAUGCUCUUGAGAUCAUCAGCGAGGUUGCAACAAACGUCAACAUCAACGACGACAAGGAGAUGUACAGGAUCAUCAACUCUUCAAUCGGCACAAAAUUCGUCUCGCGAUGGUCAGACCUGAUGUGCAGUCUUGCUCUCAAGGCCGUACGAACGGUUUCACUAGACAUUGGCUCGGACAAGAAGGAGGUCGACAUCAAGCGUUAUGCCCGUAUCGAGAAGAUCCCUGGAGGCGAGAUCGAGGACAGUGAAGUGCUGGAUGGUGUCAUGUUGAACAAGGAUAUCACACACCCCAAGAUGAGGCGGAGAAUCGAGAACCCGCGCGUCAUGCUGCUGGACUGCACGCUGGAGUACAAGAAAGGCGAGAGUCAGACGAACAUUGAGGUCAGCAAAGAGGAGGACUGGAACAGGAUAUUGCAGAUCGAAGAGGAACAAGUGAAGGCCAUGUGCGACGCCAUCAUUGCUCUCAAGCCUGACCUUGUCAUUACGGAGAAGGGCGUCAGUGAUCUAGCGCAACACUUCCUCGUCAAGGCUGACAUCACCGCCAUUCGUCGAGUCCGCAAGACCGAUAACAACCGUGUCGCGCGGGCGACUGGUGCCACAAUUGUCAACUCUCCGUUCGCCGCAACUGCUUCCGAUAUUGGUACUCAGUGCGGUCUCUUUGAGAUCUCAAAGAUCGGCGACGAAUACUUCACCUUCCUCACAAAGUGCAAAGACCCAAAGGCCUGCACAAUCUUGCUGAGAGGUCCCUCAAAAGACAUCCUAAACGAAAUCGAGCGAAAUUUGCACGACGCCAUGGGUGUUGCCAGGAACGUAAUAUGGAACCCCAAACUGUGCCCCGGAGGAGGUGCAACCGAGAUGGCAGUCGCGGUCGGACUGGAGAGAAGGGCAAAGCUGAUCGAGGGCGUUGCACAGUGGCCUUACAAGGCGGUCGCCGAGGCCAUGGAAGUCAUCCCACGCACAAUCAUCCAGAAUUCAGGAAACAGCCCUAUCAAGGUGCUCACCGAGCUACGCGCGAAGCACGCCGAAGGCUACGAGGACGGCAAGAACAGCGGCAGCUUCUGGGGCAUCGAUGGAGAUGCUGGCAAGGUCGUUGACAUGCGGACGUUCGGGGUUUGGGAGCCAUUGGCAGUCAAGGAGCAGAGUGUCAAGACUGCUAUCGAGAGCGCGUGUCUGCUGCUGAGAGUCGACGAUAUUGUCGCGGCGAAAUCGGCGAAACAAGCUGGUGGUGCUAUCGGUGGCGGAGGCGAUGACUAA
Messenger RNA from Dothidotthia symphoricarpi CBS 119687, 1650 nucleotides. Its product is annotated as t-complex protein-like protein 1 gamma subunit. The record is from RefSeq and is a predicted model, not a curated record. NCBI's taxonomy places the organism in Eukaryota, Fungi, Ascomycota, Dothideomycetes, Pleosporales, Dothidotthiaceae. Gene Ontology annotation, biological process: protein folding. Bases 1 to 1650 code for a protein of 549 amino acids. Gene Ontology annotation, molecular function: ATP-dependent protein folding chaperone; ATP binding; ATP hydrolysis activity. The transcript is spliced from 4 exons. Gene Ontology annotation, cellular component: chaperonin-containing T-complex.